Molecule: messenger RNA, 3918 nt
Organism: Strigops habroptila (Kakapo)
Lineage: Eukaryota; Metazoa; Chordata; Aves; Psittaciformes; Psittacidae
Gene: MIS18BP1
Product: MIS18 binding protein 1
Exons: 16
Coding region: 106-3597 (1163 amino acids)
Source: RefSeq, a predicted model, not a curated record
UCGGCUUUUGAGGGGACUCGGUAACGUUGGGGGCGCGGCGGAGUAAGAGAGCCAGCGGGAGCUGGGGCUGAGGGGAGAGAUCACCCUGAGGGACACUGCGGCGAGAUGAUCGUGACCCCCAACCGCGGCACCGGCGGCGCUCCCGCCCGCAGCCGGGGAGAGCUGCCGUUCCGGUCGGUGCCCCUCAGCAGCGUCCCCGGUACGCUGACCCCCUUAAAGGAGCUCGUGAGGGGCCAGGGCGCCCACAGAGCCGCCGCGGAGCCGGCGGGCCGUGGGGAGAGCCGCUCGAGGGGGCCGGCGGCCGACAGCGUCCUCCAGUCCACGCUGCUGGCGGGCAGCGCCGGCGGCGGGGAGGUGCUGAAUGUCAGCGAGAUCCUCCCCGCUCCCGGUCCCGGCCCCGCUCCCGGGCGGUGGCUGAAGCGACCGGCGUGCGAGCUGCCCGCCGGCGAGUCCCCGGCCAAAAUCUUCCAGCGGAUGAAAGCUGAGGCCAUGCGGCAGAACCGGGGCUCGGCGCUGCCCGCGGGAAACGCGCCACUGAGGAGCUGCGGCAGCGACCUGAUCCUGACGCCGAGCCACGCAGAGAAGGGCCAGAGGCAAAAGGGACCUGCCGCGGCAGAAGGCCGGCAGAGGCCCGCCGAGGUGCGCGGUGGGGACAUCCAGCCAGGAAAAGAAUUACUUUGCACUCGCGUUCCUGAGCAGCAGAUCACAAAAGCACUAGCAGUAGACCCUCUUGCACUGGAAUCCCCUCAGAAAUUCUUCUUGCGUGUAAAGAAGAAAUUGCAGCAGCAAAAAGAUUCAACACCUUCAAACCCAACCAAGCAGAACAUUCCUCCUUCCACAACUGCAGAAAAGCCAUUAGUCAAAUCUGCUUUUGCUGAGCAGCUCAGGAGCGAUCCUUCAGAGUACCUGGCCACUGAUAAGGAUGAUCAGGAUAAUUUCCUUGUGGAAUCAGUGGAUGCUGAUGAUGAAAUGUCUCAAAACACAAUGGUUAGUUCUGUGAAUUUAAACUCUACCCCUUUUAAAAAUGGGGAUGAGUUAGCAGAAAGGUGGGGAAAUAGAGGAGCAAAACGAACUGAACUUCACCAAGACAGAAGAGGGCUGCAGGCAAAUAAUACGCGAGCUGCUCAUGGAGUAGAAAAGAAGCUGGAGACUAAUUCUCAAAAGCCGUCUCAGUGCUUAUGCAAUGUGUGUUCUCCCAAAGUCCACGUUCCACAGAAGCAAAAGCCGAAAGAAGGCUCUAAAGUCCCUUUGGAUAAACCUCGCACAGACCAAGUUGCUGGCAAAGCAGACAAAGAGAAAAACAUCUGCCUAACCAGCUGGAGAAUUAAAGUGAUGGAUGGUAACACUGCAAUAUGUGUUGAAGGAAAACGGAAAGAUAUGAAAGAUCUGGUUUGGCAUAGUAAUACCAUUAUGGAACGUGUAGCACACAACCAAGUUAAAACAUCAACUGGCAGUAUCUACUUGCUACAGGGAAAAAUUGAUUCAGCUUUGAUGAGAAAAGAAGGAUUUCCCUACCGUUUCAUCAAAAGAUUUACAUACGGGUUUCCCCAAAAGUGGAAAGAAUACAUAGAGGAGUUUCUUGAGAAAAAAAGAAGGAAAGAACGAAAACAAAAUAGUGGUGAGAAUGAAGAUGAAGAAAGUGACUCAGUGGUAGGUGCUGAUGCGUUGAAAAAUGGAAAAGACUCAGCAGGAAGUGUAAAGAAACCUGAAGCCAGGAACAUCACCUAUGAAGUACUACCGAAAAACAGUGAAAACACUUAUACAACACCAAAGCACAGUUCCAUAUUGAGUGACCGAGUGUACACUCGGAGUGGCCGUCUUGUUAAACCACCAUUGAGUUUCUGGUGUGGGCAACGUGAGUUUGUUGAUCAGGAACUAAAUGUUACUGUAGAAGGAGGUGGAAUCGAUUAUUUGAGCAUGAUGUUUAGUAGUGAAAAAUCCCAAAGACAGACAAGCUCCAUCUCAAAGAAGAAUAAAAGAAAGGCACUAACGAAGACCUCAGAAGAAAUGCCGAAAAGACAAAGUAAAGGGAAAAGCAAUGAGAAAGGGGUAAGUUCCAAAAGAGAAGUCAAGUCCACUGGGAGCAAUAAGGCCAGGCACUUUGUUUCAGAUGAUGAUGCAAGUGAUCGUGCAGUCAACAGUGCAAAAACUGAACGUCAGCUUUCUGCUAAGCUGACUUCCUUAAAUACCGAAGCACUAAACAAACAUACUAGCAGAACCCCAGGAACAUCAAAGGAAAAGAGAGCAGCAGAACAUGGAGAACUGACUAUGUAUCAGCAGGCUUACAAGUACUCUUUAAGGUCAGCCCAACAACUUCGUCAGGACAAGCGCUUAACAGAAGAACCGUCAAGCAAAGAUGAGGAAGAGGAAUCCAGUGAAGAUAUCCCCCUGUCUAUCAAAAGGAAAACUAAACCUUUAUUGAAACCAGAGAUUCAUAACUCUAAACCUUCCUCUAACUGUAGAAAGUCACAGGAUGAUGCAGACAAGGCAUCCUGUGAGCAAAGGACAGUAAAACACAUGACUGCCACCUAUAAUGUGCUGUUGAGGCAAAGUGUACCCAAAUCUAAGGACGGUUCUGAUAUACUUGAAGGAGAAGCACCUUCUACUAGGUCUGGAACUUCCCACCUGCCUGAUAAGGCAGUGAGGACAAGAAACAGAAUCAACCUGCCAAGGCUGAUUGAAUCUGACACUGAGUCUGAAAGCAGUGAAGAGGAAUUUCAUGUAAAAGAAAAGGAUUUAAAACUAGCUGAUAGAAAAACAAACUACAAAGUUCCUAAUACUGCCAAGCCUUCAGCAGAAAAAUCAAGAGAAUCUGAAAGGGAAAAGGUGCAGAAACCUCUACAGCUUUUUCCAAGGGCAGCUGAUGCUUGGUCUGAAAAGGAAUUACAGAAGCUCUACAGGGCUGUUGCAUCAUUUCCAAAGCACAGGAAUGGCUUCUGGGUGGAGGUCGCCAUGGCGGUGGGGUCUCGCUCUGCUGAAGAGUGCCAGCAGAAAUACGUAGAACAACAGGCAACAGGUUCCAAAAUACAUGUCAGGAAGGCCACGGCUUCAGGAAAAUCAGAACAGAAAGAUAAGGAAGAGCCGGUUACAAUAACUGCCAAAGUGGGAACCUUGAAAAGAAAGCAGCAGGUGAGAGAUUUCCUAGAGCAUUUGCCAAAGGACAACCACGAUGAUGUUUUCACUGCGACACCCUUUCAGAAUAGAAGAGUAAAGUUGCCAACGUUCCGGGGAAGCCAAGAUGAUGACGAUGAUGUUUUUGCACUUACGGACAACCCAAUCACACCUUCCUCGGCUGUAUUCCCUAUGGUGAAAACCCCUCAGUGUGAGCAUAUCAGCCCUGGUAUGCUGGUACCCAUCAACAGGAAUGAUUACGACAAGUACGUGUUCAGAAUGCAGAAGAACACGCAGGGCAGCAGAGGCACCUGGGACAACGUCAAGAAGAAGGCGGCUGGAGGUGUGCCUGGUACACCAGCAUCCCGCAGGACCUUCCCGUUCCAUACGCAAGUGACACAGCCCUCUGUGAUAGGGAAGCUCUUCGUGGCAGAGGCAGCAGACUCAUCGGAUGAAGAAGAGGACCAUUCAUCUUUUUCUUUUUGAUGAACUUUGUGGAUUUCAUUAGUUCAACACUUACUAUGCCACUCCUCUAGAGCAGCAUUCCUGUGAUGUUACAAGUUGGCCUGCAGUGGUUUUAUGUGUUUUAGCACCAGGCUUGCCUUGCUGCCUCUCUGGCACCAUGUGUCAUUUCCCAGGUGUACAUAGUGGCACUUCUUUGCCCAGGCUCCUCCUUGCUGUUGCCCUGUUCCUCCUGGGGGAGGGAGAACUGUACACUGAUACCAAUUUCUGGCAAGUUUUGAUUAGUUUUAAGAUAAAAUAUCUUCCUGAAAUACAGUUGUACAAUAAAUGUAUACAGGUAACCAA